Molecule: messenger RNA, 5487 nt
Organism: Symbiodinium sp. CCMP2456
Lineage: Eukaryota; Dinophyceae; Suessiales; Symbiodiniaceae
Source: the annotation of a GenBank genome assembly
AUGGGCGGCCUCUGGGAGGUGGUGGGUGGCCUUGACAAAGGCGGUGUGCUCGUUCGGACCGAGGAGAACAGUGCCAGCAUCAGGGUAGGGCGCCUCUCAACAGGCGCCUUGCUGGAGGAGCUUUCCCAACUUGGCGGAGAGCUCCGUUUCCGUCGCUUAGCGGGCCAGGGCCCUGCAGAGGGAUGGGUCCCCCUGAAGCGGCACAACGAGGUGCUCGUGAAGCAGCCCUCCGACGUUUGGCAGGUUCUUGGAGGCCAAAGCAAGGGCGGUGUGCUGGUGCGAGAGGGCUUUGAGACCAGCUCGCCCUGUCUUUCCGAGCGCCUUGCAACAGGCUCCCUGGUCAGGCAGCUUGAGCAGAAGGACGACCGUCUGUACUUCGCUCGGCUGACUGGCUCGGGGCCAGAACGUGGCUGGGUCAGCAUCCGUCUGCGACAUGGAGCAGAACUCCUUGCGCCUGUGGACGGGGUGGAGAUGCAGGCUUUGUCCGGAUCAGUUUACGAUGGAAUGGACCUCGUGGUACUCCUGGAAAACCAGGAGAAGCAGUUCUCCUACCAGGGUCCUCUGGCAGCAGUAGAGCUUGAGGCUUUCCUUACUUCCGUUCACUUUCCACCUGACUGUAUCUUACAAACGCUCCUCAAGAAGCUGAUUGCAGAUGGGACGACGGGGGGGCUGAGGUCUGCCGAAGAGAUGGCCUCGGAGGAGUUUGGUCCAACCUGGCUUACGGAGGCCGGAACGCUGCCGGCAGACAACAGAGUCACGAAGGUCCUCAGGGCCGAGGACUUGGCUGUGAAAGGCUUCGAUGCCGCUGGUGGGGCCGCCAUGAAGAUGUUUCUCACAGUGGAGUACGAGAAGCCAGAUCCAGAUUUGCACACAGAGCUCUUCUGCAAGUACCCGUAUCCCUUCGACCAGUUUCCGGUAGAGCGCCGGCAGAUCUCAUCGUAUGGUGACGUCGAUGGUCCGGAGAUCGCAGUGCAGAUGUUGCUCACGCACCUGUUCCCCUUCCGCACAGCCAAAUUCUAUUUCGGGGACGUUUGCCGGGAGACAACGAACUUUAUCUUGAUUUCCGAGAAGAUCGAGUUCUCACGGCGUGGACGCAUCGAACAAGGCAAAGUGGUCGAGCAGAUCGACUAUGAGCCGUACCAGGUGCUGCCGGUUUGUGGAAAGUUCCAGGACUGGUUGCUGCCAGAUCCAGCUGAGUACUACUGCUGCCUGUUUAGAGCCAUGGGCCAGCUCGCCGCCUGGGACAAGCAAGGUCGCUACAACGACUAUUUCGGCCCACUAGACUCGGCUCAAUUGCAACGCCUGGCCGCUCAGAGACGGGAGAUCAAAGCGCAGCAAGUUGAAAGCCAAAGAGCUUCGGUUGCGCGGAUUCUUGACACCGCAAUAGACUUUAUGACCAACGUUAUUCCCAGCAUGGUGCCCGGCUUCUUGCUUGAAGGUGGACGGCUUGGCAAGGUCAAGGAAGACCUGCUGGAGAUGCUACCGCACUUCCCUGGCAUGUCGGGACAGUACCAGUUCACAGAUCCCAACUAUGUGGCGGCAAUGCACGCGAAUUUGCAGGCAGACAAUGCUUUCUUCUGGCGCGACGAGUAUGACACAUUAGCAUGUGGUGUUCUGGACUGGGGCGGCUUCAGCCGAAUGGCAUUCUGCAUGAAUUUCCUGGGAUGUUUGUCGGGAGCAGAUCCUGAGGUGCUCUUGGCACAUGAGGAGGGAAUCAUUCGCUGCUUCCGGGACGAGUAUGCACGUUGCGGCGGUCCACACCUGCCUUUGGAGGAGCUACUUCUGAGGUACCACCUUGGCUAUAUCACUUUCGUGUACGAGAGCACGACAUGGGUGGAGCGCGAGAUUUACAAGCAUCUUGGAGAUCACACGCGCAGCGAGGUGGAGGAAGCGAGGACAGGAGAAGGGAGGGAGAGAAAGGAUGGGCGAAGAAGUGAAGAAAGCGCUGCGGCGGAGAACAAAGGCUUGGGAGAUGAGCCGCCGGGGUGCGAUCCUGGUGACGAUCCUCCUGGUGACGCAUUUGCCGAGGGCGAAGAGGAGGAGAUGAAGCAAAAUUAUUUGGCUGUGUCCCUGGGUCUCCCUACCCAAGCGGAUCGACCGGCUGCGGCCGAGAAGGCAGAGCAGGCCCGGCUUCCGGUAGCGUCAGAGUGGCUAGCGACGAAGGAAGAGAUGCGGUCGUGGCAUGGGAUCCUUGAUGAUCGUUUUCAAGAGCGAUUUCGCGUGAGGUGCCGAUCCUCUGCCAUCAUCAAUUCUUUCGCAUUCUACAGCCUGAAAGGCGACCACUUUCGCAAGCUCUUCAAGCAGUGGUCGACAGGGCUUGUUGGUGUCCAGAGGCACCGCUGCAUCGCAGAAGGCACAGAUCAGUGGCGCCCUGCCUUCUCCGCAGAGUUAUCGAAAGGCUUCUUCGAGCGACGAUUGCAGUCCAUAUUGCUGGACCAAGUCGUGGUGCUGUGUUUGAACAUGGCGAAAAUGUUGCCGCAAUGUGGGAUUCGGUUGUCGGAUCGCUUCAGGCAGACACCCAUAGUCUUGGCAAAGAAGACAACUGGCUUCUUGGCAGGUGCGAUUCUUGCUAAGUUCCGCCUGGGUUCUUCGCAUGGGAAGCUGCAUCUUGUAUUCCGAAAGUUCAUUUCCACACAGUCUGCCCAGCGGUUGACAGUCCUCAUUCCGAAAGGCUCCACCAGCGAGCAGGCGAUAUGGAUUUCAACCGAGCCUGUUCAGACCUUGGCCCGUGAGACGCUGGACUGGCUUGCCAUACGCUCGCAGUUGCAAAGCUUCGGCUGUCAAAGACAACACAUCGGAAGCUGGGGGCUGGGGGAAAAUGUGUUUGGACGCAAGCUCUGGCCAGUUGAUGUGCUGGCCCCCAUCGGCAUUGGCCAGUCCAUGCUGAUCUGCGGACCCAAGGACACUGGCAAGAGCACUUUGGCCAAUCAGGUUGUGGAAUAUGCGCUUGCCGGCCGCCAAGUGGACAAGGUGGUGCAUUUCCAGUCCUCUUCAGCACCACCAGCAGAUCCAACCCUACAGCGCGUAGGGGCUCUGAUGCAGCUUGCGGUGCCAGCAGCUUCUUCUCAGUCUGCUGCCUACCUCCCCGCUCUCUUCGAAGCCGUUGCUGUGGCCGAGGAAGUCCGGGACGGAGGCAAGCACGCACUCUUGAUUCUCGACACCGUCGCUCCCCUCUUGGAUGCUUGGGAAUUGGCUAUGCAGCUCGCUGAGGCGGCCGGCGACCUCGGUGAUGCAGAGGCCCUGGCGGCACAGAGGCCUUGCUGGAACGGGCGGCAAGCCUCCAAAGUGGAGGUUGUUGACGAAGCGGAUCGUAUUCUCACUAGCGAGCUGCCCCAAGGCUGGUACUGCAGUUGCUCUGCUGGGCUCUACUGGCCUUUCUUUUAUGCUCUAGCUGAGUGCGAAGUACUGUUUGAUUUUGGACAAGAAGGCGAGCAACUGCCUCGAGCUUACACGCAAGCACGGCAUUCGAUUCUACAUCUUUGCGAAAGCAUCGGGCAGGCCAUGGCAGCUCUUGGCAUUCCAGGGCAGCGCCAGGCAUCACCGUCGACAUGCGACAUGUGCGAAGACAGCACGUGUCCCACUGCAGAAGGAGAAUGUGUAAGCUUCAGCGCUACACAUUCUCCAGCAGGGACCUGGACUUUUGGCUGGCAGGCGCCGAAUGCGGAAACCGCCAACGAGCUGACCUUCAGCCUCGCCGACUUCCGAGGUCGGAGGCAGAGUGAGUUGGAGCGUCUACAGCGGUUGCAGGACCGCGGCGUGCCGCUGACCGAGAGCUCCUUGUCCGCGCUGGGCAUCGCGCGCCCUGGUGGCGUGGCAGAGGGUGUGAAGUCAGCGCGCGAGAUGCAGAGUCUCUCUGAUGGUCAGGCCGUGCUCGACAAGUCCAUGGCUGCUGCCGGCUUGUUCCCGGCAAUGGUGCCAGGCGCCAGCUUCUCCCGCUUUGGCCUCGGCUCCGACGUCGGCGCCUCGAAGGCUCUCGGCCUCGGCGGCCUCGGCGAUCUGCGAGUCUCCGAGCUCCGAGGGCAAGGCACACUUUCGACCCACGACGGCGGCAGUGGACAGCCAUCAGUCCAGGCAGUUGCAGGCGAGAUGGUUCGAGAGGAGAUGACGGCUCUGCUUCUGGCCGCCUGCAGUGGGGCUCUAGACGUGCUGUCGCCUUCGGAGGCACUGGGAUACGCAUGCCGGAAGUGCUUGCGGUCGGAUGUCACGGAGCGAGACUUCAACAGCAUGACAGCUGUGCCCAGUCUGGAGCCAGGUUGUGCCAUGCAGCCGAUGGUGGGCGAAGCAGACUGCCAGCACGUGCGAUUGAACCACGACGUGUCGACACAGGCUUUGCUUGCGGCCUUGCUCCUGGAGGUGUACGAGCGGCACAGCUUCAUGCUGAUGCUCCUGCUCUUAGCCGCUGCAGCAGCCGCACUGUUGCGAAGCUGUGGUGCGGAUGCGAGGCGGUUGGCCUGGCACUUGCUUCGCGCCCGGCAGCCCAAUGCAAAGCUCUACAGACAGGUUCUCCUGCUGAUCCUCAGCUUGGACGCUCUCCUGCGGCAGCCGGGCGUUGCCGCAGCUGUCACCGUCGUGGUCGUCACCAGGUGGCUUGAUUUCCUGCCUGGUGCUUCUCGACUUGCUCGGCCUUUUCUGGAUGCCUCGCGCCAGAUGCUGGACAUUUUGCCAACACCUCGGCGGCCGGUGCUGCAUCGAGCUAUGGUGGCAGCGCUGGCUCUAGAGGCCUUGGGCAACCUGAGUCGCUUCGCGCUGCUGCUGCUCUUCUUCGUGGCACUCGGCGCCGCAGUGCUGCGGCAUGUGAGAUCUCGACCUUCGGAAUGCAUGGAGCUGAUAUUCCUCGUCUGUGAGAAGCUCGACGCCGUUUGGGAGCGCGUCCUCGCCUUCCAGCAGCGUCAUCGAGAAUUCUGGACGAGCCGAGACGAGGCAUAUGUUCAGGAGGCUUGGUGCCCGUCCAACAUACCCUGGGCCGGACAGAUGUCGCAGGCAUCGGACUGCGGUCAAGUGGAAACGCCACCCAGGACUCUACCUUUUGUCGUGCUCGACCGGCUCAUCUCGAUUCAAGUUCCGCGGGCGAGCUGCCCGAUUUCGGCGACGCAGUGCAAAGGAGCGGCGCGCAUAUGUUUCUCUGCCGCCGGCUCCGUAGCAGAUGCCCUUGGUGGCACGAUUUGGCCCGCAUUUCGCAGCCUCCGCCACUUGGCGAUUUCUACGGCCACAUCUUGCGCAGGCAGUUUGGUAUCUGCCUUUGAGUGCUCCCAGCCGACGCUUUCCAGAUCGCAGAUGUGGGAAGAUCAGGCACUCACGAAGGAACAUUGCGCGGCAGCAGCGAAGCGUCGCUGGCGAAGUGGAGAUGCCCAGAUGCCGACGCUGCAGGAGAAGGAAGCUGCGCUGACAGGUGUGUCUGGGAGUGCGCAAGCUUUAACAACAACUUGGCCGAGCUCCCUAUGCAGUCAGUGGAUAGCAGGCGAGAAACGAAGCCUGAGCCAACACUGA